AUGUUUACAGCUCCACGGUUCGACUUUCUGAUCGUGUACAAGAGGGGCACCGAGAUGCAUUUGGCCGACGCUCUGUCCUGGGCCCCCGGUCCUCCUGUGACAGGCUCAUCAAAAUCUUUUGUUGAAUAUGGAGAUAUUGCAACAGGAAAUUCCAAAAAUGCCAUUAAGUGUCUCCGUGGUCCUAAGUCUUGUUUGUGGCCUCGUUCAAGAGAUGGAAAUGUUUAUAUACCAUACACACUUGAUACUUACUUCACCAAGGAGCAUCAAAAGAUUAUAUACAAUGCCAUGCAGGAGUUUGAUGAUCUCACGUGCAUAAAGUUCGUAUAUAGACGGCAUCAAAUAAACUAUAUUAAAAUUAUCGCAGGAGACGGCUGCUGGUCAAAUAUAGGAUAUAAUGGACGAAUACAGGUUACUUCACUCCAAAGAUAUGGUUGUACAAUUCGAGGGAUAAUACAACAUGAGUUAUUACAUACUAUUGGUUUUAAUCACGAGCAAAAUAGAAGUGACCGUGAUACAUACGUGACCAUCCUACUUGAUAAGGUUAUCGAAGAAGCAAGAUACAAUUUUAUCAAAUUGAACACCAAUAACCUGGGAAUGCCAUACGAUUAUAAUUCAGUCAUGCAUUACGGCAGAUAUGCUUUUUCUAAAGAUGGCCAGAGCAGCACCAUUGUGCCCAAACCAGAUCCACAAACAACUAUUGGACAACGUUUUGGAAUGUCCACUCUAGAUAUUAAUAAGGUUAACAAGCUGUAUCAUUGCAGUAAGUUAAUUUAUGAUGGUGACAAUUCAUUGUCACAUGUCCUUGAUGGACCAAAUUGUGGUGCAGAGAAUCCAGCAGUAAUAUCAUCUGGAGCAGCUUUAUUAGUUGAAUUUUUCACUUCACGUUCACAGAGGGCGCAAGGUUUCAGUGCCAAUUUUCAGUUUGGUAAUACUCUCAUCCAUACUUGCCCGGCCAUCCACAGCGCAGCGCCCAGCCCCGUCCACAGCCCAGCCGCUCAACAAGAAGUACGCUCGCGCCUCAGCUCCCGCAGCGCAGCGCCCAGCCCCGCCAACAGCCCAGCCGCUGAACACGAAGCACGCUCGCGCCUGGGCUCGGGUUUCCCGACAGAACCCGAAAUAACCUGA
Messenger RNA from Amblyraja radiata (thorny skate), 1125 nucleotides. Its product is annotated as low choriolytic enzyme-like. The record is from RefSeq and is a predicted model, not a curated record. Gene Ontology annotation, molecular function: zinc ion binding; metalloendopeptidase activity. The transcript is spliced from 8 exons. Lineage: Eukaryota; Metazoa; Chordata; Chondrichthyes; Rajiformes; Rajidae. Bases 1 to 1125 code for a protein of 374 amino acids. Gene Ontology annotation, biological process: proteolysis.